Molecule: messenger RNA, 1153 nt
Organism: Ahaetulla prasina
Lineage: Eukaryota; Metazoa; Chordata; Lepidosauria; Squamata; Colubridae
Gene: DNAJC4
Product: DnaJ heat shock protein family (Hsp40) member C4
Exons: 7
Coding region: 159-1037 (292 amino acids)
Source: RefSeq, a predicted model, not a curated record
GGAGGCAAGAGCGGCAAUCUUUCGUGAGUACCCGGAUGUCGCUCCUUCCCUCCCUCCCUCCUUCCCGCCUCCCCUUCGGGGCUCGCGGCAGGGAGAACAAAAUGGCGGCCGAAGUCAAUGCACCCGUUGGAUGAGAACAAGAGAAGGGAUUUCAAGAAAUGGCCUUGGCUAAUCUGUGUUUCCUUUGCCGUUGUUGUCAGCGUUGCCAAAAUUCCCGACAUCGGGCUUUUACUUCCACAACCUACUGCUGGUCUUCAGCUAGGCAUAUUAGCCACUAUGACGUUCUGGGGAUCAAACAGGAUGCUACUUCAAAGGAGAUCAAACAAGCCUUUUUUAGGAAAUCAAAACUGCUCCAUCCUGACAGCAACCCCACCAACCCCGAACUGCACAGCCAGUUCGUGAAGCUGAACGAAGCCUACAACACCUUGAGCAAAGAGAAAAGCCGCCGAGAUUACGAUGCCCAGCAAACCAUCCAGAAGACCUGGCAGCGUCAGGAAACCCACCGAGGUUCGGCCCGGGACCCUUUCGGCGAUCUUCACAUCCAUCGCCGGCCCAGGAACCAGAAGACCCAGGAGCAUCAAAGCUCCCGCAGCCGUUCAGCUGAAGAAGACCCUUUUAAUUUCGAUCACUUUCAAGAAACCGGAAGAAAUCCAGACCCCUAUGGGGACAAUGCGUACUGGCAGGAAUUCCGCAAACCGCCUCCAGAGUGGUAUUCAAACCAUGAGUUCAAGAGGAGGCACCAACGCAACCUGAGGAUCGUAAUGUACUGUUUGCUGAUCAUGUCUGGAAGCCUCCUGGUUCACUUCGUAUCAUACAGGCAGGUCGCAAAACUUCACACAAGCUUCAUGGACGAGAAGGACCGUAUGAUCACCCAAGCCCUUAUUAAGGCAAAGGAGCAAGCUAGAGCCAGGCAUGAAGAGCGUCUACGACAGAAGCGCACCCCAAUUCCGGAGGAAGACCCCACCUCCUCUAAACCACCCUCGGAAAACUUGGACUCUGUAAAGGAUACGGUUCCUCCCAUCGCAACUUCCAAAUAAUCCGGUUGCAGCCGGCCCGUUUUCCAGCCUGCUGGCCGAGACCCUCAAGGUCUCCCUCUUCGGACCCCCAUCCCUUGCUCCCCAAUUGCUGUCAAUAGAAGCCCUUCGCUACUCUU